This is a messenger RNA of Candidozyma duobushaemuli, 3582 nucleotides long. RefSeq lists its product as uncharacterized. Gene Ontology annotation, biological process: regulation of transcription by RNA polymerase II; DNA-templated transcription. The transcript has a single exon. The record is from RefSeq and is a predicted model, not a curated record. Gene Ontology annotation, cellular component: chromatin. NCBI's taxonomy places the organism in Eukaryota, Fungi, Ascomycota, Pichiomycetes, Serinales, Metschnikowiaceae. Bases 1 to 3582 code for a protein of 1193 amino acids. Gene Ontology annotation, molecular function: RNA polymerase II cis-regulatory region sequence-specific DNA binding; zinc ion binding; DNA-binding transcription factor activity, RNA polymerase II-specific.
AUGAUUGCAAAUUCGCCUUCAAAAAGUCGUACGUCGUCGGUUUCUUCAUACAGUGGGCCCACUCAGCCUAUCCCGAAAAAGUCCCUCCAAAUCAGAACAGACAAGCCCCGGCCCCAUGUGUGCCAGAUUUGUACUCGAGGGUUUGCUCGUUUAGAGCAUUUGAAAAGGCACGAGAGAUCCCAUACCAACGAGAAGCCCUUCCAGUGUGCUGCUUGUGGACGUUGUUUUGCCAGAAGAGACUUGGUUCUUCGCCAUCAACAGAAGCUCCACUCGCAGGUCUCCAGAAGAGGCCUGCUUCCAAACGUCCCUACGACAGCUUCGAGCUCCUUGAUUGGUCAGCCCGAGUCGGCGUCUUCCACUCCUUCAAACGACCACAUCAUCGUGCUUCAGAACAACACCCACGCCAAAGCACCUUUACCUGAUAGCAGAGCUCUGUCUCCCUCGGGAAUCCUUGCUUCUGCCGCUCUGUCUCCCGCCAGAAACAUUGGAGCAUCACCAUCUCCUGCUAACAACGUGCAGUUUAGAUCUGCGCUGUUUGCUUACGGCAACUAUGAUAAUAGCGGCAAGCACAACAUGCCAUCUCCCAACACCAAUCUGAGCCUCAAUACUCCGUUGGCUAACUUGGGAACCACCACCCAGCUUCAGCUCAGAAGGGCCUCUCACGCUGUCGAUCCAGCACAUCCAAACAUCACACAGCAACCUUCGCCUGUGACAGGUGAUUCUCCUGACCUCAAAGAUAAGAAGGCAACGAUGAACUGGGGUGCGGAUGACGUGGCCAAGAUGAGCUACAAGCAGUUUGGCCAUCUUCAGCACUUGGAACAGCAGCAUCAGCUGCAGUAUAGACACACUUCCUUUUCCGCUGUAAGUGGUGCCUCAUACACAAACUUGAAAGAUGCUUUAGCCAUUCAGAGCCACCAAAUUCCCGAUGUUCCUCAACAAGUGGGAUUCUCCACCCCACAGCAUACCGUUGCUGAAAUGGACUCCAAGGGUCUUUCUACUGCCGAUUUCGGCAAUUUGGCAGACUGGUACGGUGGUGACAACAGUGAAAAGGGUGAAUUCAUGGACCUAGCUGACGAUUUGAGUAUGCCGCUGCACUCAUUUCCAUCUAGAAACAACAGCACCUCUUCCAACCAGCCUUCGGCAGGCCGUCAAGGCUUUCAAUCUCGCUUGAACACUAUUCCAUCAGAGUCGCAAUUGGCCGGCAAUACUGACAUGCUUGACAUGUCUUUCUACUCGAGUCAAAUCCACCAGUUCAACAGCCCCAGCCACCCUCACUACAUCAAGGACAACGCUUUGUUGAACCUUGGGCUUCCCGCCACUUUGGACAAUCAACAGGAUUUUCUAGGUGUCGAGGGUACAGAAGCUGACCAGGAUACCCAGAACCAAACCACGGCCGAUGUACCCACGCAGACUUUGGCUGCUCAAAUGAACAGUAAUGACGUCGACGUUUCUUCAGUUAGUUCUGAGAAGUCAAAGACCAGAUCUUCCCGUCAACCUCUGAUUAAAAAGCACAAACUGUCGUCGGCUUCGUUGGACAAGGACUUCAAAAGGGCAAAAUUUGGCUUUGUGAAUGACACUGAAAAUCUUGAAUGGGUUAACGAAAUCAUGGCAGUUCCUGUUGCUAAUGAGUUUCCUAAAGCAUCGCAUGAUACUGGAUUCAUGGGUAUGCCCUAUCUCAAUAGCGAUCGUCUGCCUGAUGAGGUUCUCACGCUUUUUAAACACAGACAGGAAGACUUGGUCAAGCAGAGAAGUCUUGUUAACACAGCCGAUGCCUUAAAUGAGGCUGGAAGACGUCCAAGCCAGCCACUAUCAAGACAGUCCUCUAAAGUGCAAUUCACUAUUGGUGACGGCCAUCAGCCAAGUUGUGUGACGAAAGAGCUUAGAAACAGAAUCAUUUUGAUCAGCAACAUGACUGACUCACAAUUCCCACCUUUGGAAGACUUGAACUCGUAUAUGUCCUUAUACGAAAGCGAGUUCAACAUCUACUUCCCAUUCAUCCACAUGCCCUCCUUGAGAAACCCAAUGGUGGACAACUUUGAGAACAUUCCAUUGAUUCUCUCAAUGUGUGCCAUUGGCGCCCUUUACUCCUAUCAUGACUCCAACACAUUGCUUCUUUUUAAUUUGUCAAAGUUUCAUAUCCAUAACUUCUUCGAGAAAGAGGUCACUGCUGACAAACUCAAUCAGAGAAAGGUUCCCUUGAUGGCUCAUCAGUCUCUCGUCCUACACAUAUUUAUUUCAAUGUUCCUCAAUGAACCAAACAUGUUGGAGAUCACUACGAAACAAAUGAACUCCAUGGUCGGUUUGAUCAGAUCCACCAACUUUCACAGACCACUUGAUCAAUUCUUAGUUCCUCCUCCGGCAAUUAAAAACGAGGCUGAACUCGGUAUAAUACAGAACAACUACGAUUAUUUCAUCAUGGCACAAACGAGGAUCCGGACAAUUCUUUGCUUUUACGAGCUAGAGGUUGUGCGCUCGUGUCUUUUGGGCUCGUCCAUGCCGAUGAGUGGUUCAGAGAUCUUGAGUGGAACUCCUUGUCUUGAUGAAAAGCUUUAUACCGCCGACAACUCUCGUGAUUGGUACUAUCAGUACAGGAAAUCUGAAAACAAAAAUCUUGUGAGAAUAUCCAACAACGACAGUCUUGGUGAACUAUUUGAACAGCUCAAGAGCUACUGCCCUCUUGACCUGGACUUGCCAUUCAAUACGCUAUUGGUGCUUUUGAUGUACAUUCAUGAAACAAUCUCAAUGGAGUGGAAGAAGUAUGAAGGCAAAUUUAGUCUGUUUAAGUGGAGAACUCAAAGCAAGCCCAUGCUUGAGGGUCUUAUUAGCUCCUGGGAGGUACUUUUCGCUAAAAAUGGUGGAUUUUUCAAGGUGAACAAACACAAUGCUCAGAUCCUCAACCUUCACAAGGAUCUUCAAAUGAUUUUGCCACUUCUUCAUCUUGCGAAGAUGAGAUUAUGUGUCAACAUCACGCCUGUGACAGAAAAAGUUCUCUACAAGGACUGGGGCCAGAUGUCCACGCUUCUCAACGAUUUCGAAAACGAUGUGGAAGCCUUGAAGGCUGCCGCACAGCAUGCGAUUGAAGUUUUGAAGAUUUGGACGCAUAACAUCGAACUGAUUAAUGACUCGAAGCAGGUGUCAGUUCGGACUCCAGUCUUUUUUGUCACUUGCAUUUUUGCCGCCAUCUUGGUUCUACAGAAGGCAUUGCAAGCUAUGGAGACAAGUGGAGCAUUGAGUGUUCAAGAUAGAGUGUUCUGGCUUGAGGUGGAGGCUCUUCUCACUGAUGUGGAGACCACCCUUUCGCCAAAUGAGGAUUCAAACUCGUAUUCUGAGUUCUUGCGCAAGCUGUCACAGGGAGUUUUCGAUUUUGUUUUGAGCCCCAUGUUCAGGACAAACAUCGAGAAAGUUAAGUCUCAUGCCAACAAAAGUGAGGAUGCUUCUUUUGACAAGGCGAUCGGAAAGUGUAAGCUAUCCGUUCAUGCGCUCGGGCUUGGUGUUCGUAUAUUAGCCGAUGCACCUCUUUGGCCUUUGGCCAUGGGAUUUGCAGAGGCGUUUAAAAAUGUGGCUAUUCACAUUAAGAAAUAG